CCCAUUUCCCCACCAACAGUUGUCCUCACUGGGAGCAGCGAGCUGACGCAGCAGCAUCCAGCGCCUGUUUACCGCUGCCUUUACUUAAAAGACGCUCGGUCGAAGACAUCGGGUCUUAUGUCAUUUGCGAUGAAGAAAAUAAAAUGCCCCUUUUCCUGACGACCACACGGUGGCCAAUGACGAUCUCCUCCGGCGUUCUGGACUGACAUGGACGCAAGUGACAUUAAGGAUGUGAAGCUGUCACCGGAAGUAGAACCAUUCAUCCCGCAGAAGAAAGGUCUCGAAGGAUCCCUCUUUACGAUGAGUCUUUCUGGAGAGGCUAAUGGUGUCGGAGGAGGUGGUGGAGGUCUUGGUGGGGGCAGCGGAGGGGUGGAAACCACUCCCAUACCGAGCUACCUCAUCACCUGCUACCCCUUUGUCCAGGAGAACCAACCUAACAGACAUCAUCCCAUGUAUAAUGGAGGGGAGCUGCGCUGGCAGCAGCCUAACCCCAACCCAAGUGGGCCGUACCUGGCAUACCCCUUCCUGUCCUCUCCACAGCCCCCUGUGUCGAAUGAAUAUGCCUAUUACCAAAUUAUGCCUGCUCCGUGCGCACCAGUCAUGGGCUUUUACCAGCCCUUCCCCGGAACCUAUGCGGGACCCAUGCAAGCUGGAGUCGUGAACCAAGUUUCAACUGAUGUUGGUGAAAGGCCUUUGCCACUGGGGCCAGUGUAUGGGGUGGCAAGCCAGCGUGGGAGAGGCAUAGCCCGGCCUAAUAUUCUCCCUAAGCAACAGCAAGGUGCUUGCCAGGCUCCGAGAGGUCGCCGGCCCCCCACCAGGAAUGUAGCUGUGCAGAAGGAGGUGUGCACCAUUGGACUGGAUGGGAGAACUAAAACUGUCAUGCUUGUGGAUGCAGCUCAGCAGACUGAUUUACCCGGUGAGAUAUCGGGGCGCUGUGCUGCUGAGCGAGUAAGUCCACAGCUGUGGAAAAGCCGAACAAAGAGAAGGCGGCCUUCUCAUCCAGCUGAUGGCUACUUGGAGCAGGGGGCUAGCGAAGUUGAUAUUGAUAGUGACAGUGGCUACUGUAGCCCCAAACACAACCAAGGAGCAGGAGUAGCACUGCGUGCAGCAGAGACCUCUGUAGCAGCGACGGGAAUUGAAGCCAGUGUAAUGACAGCUGGUAACUGGGUAAACAUGGCUGCUCAGCCCGCACAGAAAACCUGGAGCGAAAGAAACGGCACUUUCCACAGAUCAGACCUGAGAAAAGGAGUUGAGCAGAAACCCGUCUCACAGGAUUUUCAAAAUGGCUAUCAAGGUCGUGCCGCAAAUAUGCAGUCGGACAAAAAACAGCAGGCAGCGAUUGUCCCUGGCAGUGAGCUCGCUCCAGAGCCCCUGUACUUUGAGGAUGAAGAGGAGUUUCCCGAUUUAGCUUCAGGUGGGACAGCCCAGCGCUGCACCAAAGCUGACACUUCCCCAACACACGGACAGUCUAACUUCUCCAAAAACCUGCUUGAUAAUCUACCAGAAAACUCGCCCAUCAACAUUGUGCAGACACCGAUUCCUAUCAACACAUCAGUCCCCAAGAGAGCCAAGAGUCAGAGGAAGAAAGCACUGGCUGCUGCCGUGGCCACUGCACAGGAGUAUUCUGAAAUCAGCAUGGAACAGCAGAAAUUAAAGGAAGCACUGACCAAAGCAGCAGGUAGAAAGAGCAAAACUCCAGUAGAAUUGGACCUUGGAGACAUGCUGGCAGCUUUGGAAAAACACCAACAAGCUAUGAAGGCCCGGCAGUUGACCAACACCAAGCCACUCUCCUUUACUGUGGGAACAACUACAUCCUUUCAUAGCUCGGGGUCAACAAGUUUGGCGUCCAUGUUGAAGGGUCACCAGCAGCCAUGUAGCUCACUGGGAGUUCUGGAAUACACUCCCCGUAUCAAGAAGGGGAAGGAGAGAGAGAUCCCUAAAGUGAAACGACCAACAGCCCUGAAGAAGAUCAUUCUGAAAGAGCGAGAGGGCAAAAAGGGAAAAACAAGCACAGAGCAAGAACCUUCCGGCAAAGAUGAGCAGGGGGAUGAGUCUCUGAAUUUCAGUGAAGAUCUUGCACGAGAGCCUGCGUCACAAGAGGAAAGCGGUCUGAGCGUGCCCAGUGACACCUCCCUCUCUCCUGCCAGUCAGAACUCUCCGUACAGCAUCACCCCUGUAUCUCAGGGUUCUCCUUCCAGCUCAGGCAUUGGGAGUCCAAUGGCCACAAACGCCAUCACAAAAAUACACAGUCGGCGUUUCAGAGAGUACUGUAAUCAGGUGCUGAGCAAGGACAUCGACGAAAGUGUGACCCUGCUGUUACAGGAGCUGGUCCGUUUCCAGGAACAGGUCUAUCAGAAAGACCCCAACAAGGCCAAGUCCAAGCGCCGGCUGGUUAUGGGCCUGAGAGAGGUCACCAAACACAUGAAGCUGAAUAAGAUUAAGUGUGUUAUUAUAUCUCCCAACUGCGAGAAGAUCCAGGCCAAAGGAGGCCUGGACGAAGCACUUUACAACGUCAUUGCCAUGGCGAGGGAGCAGGAGAUUCCCUUUGUCUUUGCCUUGGGCCGGAAGGCUUUGGGUCGCUGCGUCAACAAACUAGUCCCCGUCAGCGUGGUCGGAAUCUUUAAUUAUUCAGGAGCUGAGGGUCUGUUCAACCGACUUGUGUCUCUGACGGAGGAGGCUCGGAAAGCCUACAAGGACAUGGUGUCGGCUCUGGAGCAGGAGCAGGCGGAGGAGGCUCUGAAGAAUGACAAGAAGGUCCCUCACCACAUGGGACAUUCCCGAAACCACUCCGCUGCUUCCGCCAUCUCCUUCUGCUCCGUCUUCUCUGAACCCAUAUCAGAGGUCAAUGAGAAGGAGUAUGAAACCAACUGGAGGAGUAUGGUGGAGAGCUCCGAUGCCCCAGAGCCUGAGGAGGUGGAGAAGACCCGUCCGCCUCCAACUGCAGCCGCACAGAAAGAUGUAGAUACACCUGCUGCCCCAGUGAGCACCGCUGCACUUCCACCCAGGACCGGGUCGGUGCCUCCGAGUGAGAAAGACGAGGUCCGAGUGGACGACCGUCUCGAACUGGCCUCACAACAGAGCACGGAGACCGGCUCGUUGGACGGCAGCUGCAGGGGCCCGCUGAACUGCUCCAUCACCUCCACCACCUCCACCCUUGUGCCUGGGAUGUUGGAGGAGGCGGAGGAGGAGGAAGAGGAGGAGGAAGAUUACACUCCUGAGCCCAUCUCCGUGGAGGUGCCGACCCUCAUCAGUCGCAUCGAAUCCUGGGUCACAAACACCUUGGAGAACCUUCAGCUGGGAAAGAGUCAGGACAGCACGGACGAGGAUGAGGAAGACGAGGAUGAUGAGGAAGAGCAGGCGCAGAGCGAUGAAGAGGAAGCACCCAGUUCUUCUGACAUGACAGAGACGGAUGAAGAAAACAAAGCACCGGAAGAGCUUCGGAAAGCGACUGGUUGACGUUGUCUCUCCGUGUCUCCUAACAUGUCAUCGCACGUCCUCCGUCUGUAUGGAACCAGCAGUUUUUUUCCUUCCGUUUGUCUGUUUCCCCUGACACCAAGCAUAAUCUCAGGUAUCCACCCUAUGGACCACCGCCCACCCCACCCCACACCAGCCCAGACCAGAACUCCCGACCAACUGACCACUUCUUCAGACCUGUUUGCUCCAUGGCCUGCAACACUUGAAUCAGAGGAAACAUUGUUAGUUGUCACCAAGGGAAAGCGGCGCCGCAGGUGUGGUCUUAGUUUGCUUUGUUUUGCAGUGUUCCACACUAAAGUGGUUCAUCAUUUGUGUUUGACGUCACUUCAUCACAGCAGUUCUUUGUUAGUUCCUAUCAGGUUUACCUCCAGAGUAUUACAGUGUCAGGGGUCUUGUUUUGCCCAGUUAACAGUCUUUGCAGCACCUCUUACAAGCUAUUCUCUGGUCAUUAAGAAUAUUUAACUUCUAAGAAGCAAAGACGGUGUGUGUAUAACCCUUUUAGGUGUGUUGGAUUUGUCCUUCCGCUCUUGCCUAGUGUUAAAGUGUAUUUGUUUUUUUUUUGUUUUUUUUCUGACCAGAGUGGUUUCAAGUUCCAAGAUGCUGUAUGUGUGCUUCAUAACGUGUCUGUUUAGUUCCCCUUGUUGCUGUUUGCUCCCUGCUGGUUUGUGUACUUAAGUAGUCGCUCCAAAAGGCCACUGACAAUUUGAAAUUGUGCUUUUGGGAAAUCACUACCUAGGCCUUUUAAAUUCUUGUUCUCUCUCUGUGUUUCUGGAAUAUAAGUAACAAGAUUGAAGCUUUUUUCUGACCAGUAUUAACUAUAAGUGAUCAUCCAAGUCGGUGUUGUAUGAAGUUUAAAAUGACAAACUGACUAUUUUUCGGCAGCCGAAGGAGACCCAUCUGAAUUUGAAUGAGUUUUCUUGGAUGAGAAACGGAUGACACCUUGUAAAUACAAGUGUACAAAGGAAAUCACUUUUUUUUUUAAAAUCAUAUUUCGGGAGGAACAGAACAGCCCUAUUCUUAAAGCCAUUUGAUAACUUUGUAUCAGUUGGAAUCCAAUAUAAUAAUGGGAUAUGAUGUUGAGAAUUCAGCAUUGACGUGGAGCUGUAAGAAACCUGCAGCGCUGUGAGUGGAAACAGCCGUGUACUGGAUAUCAUACUUGAGCUCCUGCAAGCUUUUUCCUUUUGUGUGAUGGACGGUACCCUGCGUCUGUGAUCAAUUGCCAUCACUUCCAUCUUAGUGUGUGAAGUAUGUCCGUGGAUAGAAAGUGUGUUUUUUGCACUAUGUACAUACAGUACUGCUAUUGGAUUCUUGUAACUAAUGUGAACAAAACACAAAAAUCCCCCCAUCCCCAAAAUGGUUAUAUGAAGUACUUUUUCAGUGUGAUCUCUGUCUUUAUAUAUUUAUGACUCUUUCGGUCACUAGCCAUGUUGUUGGAGACUGUUUCUCAUACUCUUGUCACUCAAAAAACUAUAUGGAUUGAUGAUUAACAUCAUUAAAAUGUUGUUUUAUGUAAAAAAAAACAAACAAAUCUCUCCUUUCAUCUCAGUUGUACGUACAAAA
Molecule: messenger RNA, 5034 nt
Organism: Synchiropus splendidus (mandarinfish)
Lineage: Eukaryota; Metazoa; Chordata; Actinopteri; Syngnathiformes; Callionymidae
Gene: secisbp2l
Product: SECIS binding protein 2-like
Exons: 18
Coding region: 208-3456 (1082 amino acids)
Biological process (GO): selenocysteine incorporation
Cellular component (GO): ribonucleoprotein complex
Molecular function (GO): mRNA 3'-UTR binding; ribonucleoprotein complex binding; selenocysteine insertion sequence binding
Source: RefSeq, a predicted model, not a curated record